UUUCUACCCAUAAUAAUCCCUUCCCGUUAUCUUUCACGCUGCUUUUGCUGCAUGAAAAUCCAAGACGAGCCAAGCACUGUGUGUAGUUUCCUGAAAAUGGAGGGAACUCAAGAACUCAAGACAACGACUAGAGAGGAAGGGACAACAGAAAGAAAUGGGGAUCAGGGGACUAGCAGCAAUGUGCCGAUGUCCAGCAAACCUCUGCAUCGCUUUGUCCGAAAGGAGCCCAGAAGUCUUGGGAUUGUCAUUCUGAUGUUUGGCUGUGCUGAGUUGUUAAUGGGAUUUCAGUUCUCCGGUGAAGAGUUCAAAAUCUCUGCUCAACUCUACAUUCCCUUUUGGCAGGGAGCUCUGUUUCUUACCUGUGGAAUCCUGUCAGUCUACACUGAGUUGCAUCCGUCCAAGAAGAUGGUGACUGUGUGCUUGGCCCUGUAUGUGGUUUCCAUCCUUGGAAUCGUAAUCUCUUUCAUACACAGGAUAAUCCAGCUCAUCCAUUAUCCCUACUUUUUUUUUUUGCGAUUUCAUUUGAACGAUGCAAGUGUGAUGCUGCUGCAAAGUAUCAAAGCCAUUUUACUGACCUCCACUAUUUGCGUGUUAGUGAUUCUCAUUUUUCUAACCACUGUCGCAAGUUUCGCACUGAAAUCCACACGCACUCAGGUCAUCGUCCAGCAAAUUCCACCACCGAGGACUGAAACGCCAUCGGACUGAGGACAUCUUUUUAAAGUAUUAUUAAACAUUACAUGACCUUACUAAAACACACUUGUUGGUCUCUUGUGACACUUGUUCUUAAACUAAAAUCAUUUAUGUCAUCUCUGUGAGGAAAAACUAUCUUAGAAGAACUUUUUCAGGAAGGCAAUAACGACUAAUCUGUCUGGCAACCCUUGUGUUUCCCUGCUGCACGUCUGCAAAUCUCUUCUCAUCGACUGAAUGUGUUGACCUCGGCCAGAUGUCAUACACUAUAUGUUGGACAACAUCUGGGCUACGCAACAUUUGUUUGUGACAAGUGUCAAAAUUCAGUCCAACCAUAAAAGUUUUGAUUUGUUUUAAAACAUACUUGUUAGAAAUUCCUUUUUUAUUGUUAAUAUCUGAACAUUUACUUCCUCAUCAGACCUUUAGUCAUUUGGAAGCCAUGUAGAAAAUCUAUUAUGUGUGUCAUCUUUUCAGAGAUGUCCAAAAUUUUCCAUCUAAUUGUAUCUGCAUUGUUAACAGUGUCUUAUUUGUCUUUGACUAUCACUAAACUUGGCUUUGUAUUCUGCACUAAAUGUUUAAACCUUUGAUUUUAUCCCCAAUCAACAUCUCAGGUGCCCCGGUGUUUUCUGUAGUAGCACAUUAAACUUUAUGUAUUAAGAAA
This is a messenger RNA of Neolamprologus brichardi, 1348 nucleotides long. RefSeq lists its product as uncharacterized. The record is from RefSeq and is a predicted model, not a curated record. NCBI's taxonomy places the organism in Eukaryota, Metazoa, Chordata, Actinopteri, Cichliformes, Cichlidae.